AUGGACUCGAUUUCGUUUGAACAGCUACAUGCAUUAUUGUUUGGACCUAAUGCAAUCAAUUUGUACGAAGCAUGGCCGAAUUAUUUUAACAAAACGUUUGAUGGUUCUUAUCCACAUACAUCGCUUACACAGCCGUUGUUCGCUUCAAUAUUAAAUGACACCAAUUUACCUAUUCAUCUUGUUGUUGAAGUAGGAAGUUUCAUGGGAAAAUCAUCAAUAAACAUAGGCUUGACUCUUCGCCAUUAUAGACGAUGGCCAAAACCAAUUUUACUUUGCAUUGAUACGUGGCUGGGUGGAUUAGAGCAUUGGAUUUCUCCUGAAUUGCAAAAUAUGAUGCAUAUUGAAUAUGGUAGACCAAUUGUGUACGAACAAUUCAUUGCUAAUAUUAUAGCCAACAAUUUAACUAAAUCUGUCAUACCUUUUUCGACCACCUCUAUAUUAGGAGCAAGAUUUUUACUUGUUAAGAAGAUUGUACCGCAAGUCAUUUAUCUGGAUAGUGCUCAUUUACAAGGUGAAACAUAUGUUGAGCUCGAACUCUACUGGGCACUUCUUCAACCCGGUGGACUUCUGAUUGGAGAUGAUUGGAGCUGGACAUCUGUACGUUGCGAUGUCUUAAGAUUUUGCAAAAGUAUACAAGUCAACGUCACAGUGAUAGGUAAUAGCUGGUAUAUAAAGAAGAAGAAAUCAUCAUAA
This is a messenger RNA of Rotaria sp. Silwood2, 693 nucleotides long. NCBI's taxonomy places the organism in Eukaryota, Metazoa, Rotifera, Eurotatoria, Philodinida, Philodinidae. The record is from the annotation of a GenBank genome assembly.